Messenger RNA from Delphinapterus leucas (beluga whale), 3916 nucleotides. It is a transcript of the gene AFG2A, whose product is annotated as AAA ATPase AFG2A. Gene Ontology annotation, molecular function: ATP binding; ATP hydrolysis activity. Lineage: Eukaryota; Metazoa; Chordata; Mammalia; Artiodactyla; Monodontidae. The record is from RefSeq and is a predicted model, not a curated record. Gene Ontology annotation, cellular component: cytoplasm.
CUCUCAGCGAAGCGCGCACGUUGAGCCGGCUUUACCGCUGCUUCUCUCGGGCUGUGUUCCGAUCAUGUCGUCCAAGAAGAACAGAAAACGGUUGAACCAAAGCGCCGGGAAUGGUUCGCCCUCGGCCUCCGCUGCUUCCUUUUCUGCCGGGGCCACAGCUUCUGCCGUGGCGGCCGGGACACUGGUGGUGAUCAACUUCUUAGAAAAGGACGACAAAGUUCCUAAAGCAUUCCAGAAUUCCCUUGUUCAACUUGGACUCAACACCAUGAAGUCUGCAAACAUAUGUAUUGGUCGACCAGUGUUGCUUACCAGUUUGGAUGGAAAGCAAGAGGUCUAUACGGCCUGGCCUGUGGCAGGAUUUCCUGGAGGCAAGGUUGGCCUGAGUGAAAUGGCACAGAAGAAUGUGGGUGUGAGGGUUGGUGAUGCCAUCCACGUCCAGCCUGUUUUGGGUGCUGUGCUGCAGGCUGAGGAAAUGGACGUGGCACUCAGUGACAAAAAUGCAGAUAUUAAUGAAGAACAACUGACUGCUUGUCUUCUGAGAAAACUAGAUGGCAAGAUUGUUUUACCAGGCAACUUUCUGUAUUGUACAUUCUAUGGACGACCAUGCAAGUUGCAAGUGUUGCGAGUGAAAGGAGCAGAUGGCACGCUGUUGAGAAGGGCUCAGAAUGACUCUGACACUAUUGCCCGGGGAAUGGCCUCCAAGCCAUCCAGUGUGGAAACUAGUACCCUGGAUAUAUCCUUACAGCUAAGCCAGUUAGGUCUGGAAGUGCCCCAAAACCCAACAUCAAGCAGUACUCCUUACAAACCAGGAGAUGGCAGAAUGAUAAAUAAAGCUGGUGGCGUUUCGUCAGGUGUUACACAGAGUCCUGGGAAUGGCAGUGGACUUGGACUAGAGGCAGUCACAGGUCUUAAACGUCGUUCUCAGUCUGCCAGAGAAGGAAAUGAGCAACCUGUCAAUGAAGAGAGAUUGCUAAAGUCACCCAGCGUGGGAGCACAGUGCAACACCGAUACCUUUUAUUUUAUUUCUUCGACAACAAGAGUCAAUUUUACAAAGAUUCGUACAAAUUCAAAAGAUCAAGACAACCAAUUAAAAGUAACUUAUGACAUGAUUGGUGGCUUAAAUAGUCAGCUGAAAGAAAUUAGAGAAAUAAUUGAAUUACCUCUCAAACAGCCUGAGCUUUUCAAGAGUUAUGGAAUUCCUCCCCCUAGAGGAGUGUUGCUCUAUGGCCCUCCAGGUACUGGAAAGACAAUGAUUGCCAGGGCUGUUGCUAAUGAAGUUGGUGCCUAUGUUUCUGUAAUUAAUGGCCCUGAAAUUAUUAGCAAAUUCUAUGGGGAGACUGAAGCAAGGUUACGUCAGAUAUUUGCUGAAGCCACUCUGCGGCACCCAUCAAUUAUUUUUAUUGAUGAGCUGGAUACACUCUGCCCUAAAAGAGAAGGGGCUCAGAAUGAAGUGGAAAAAAGAGUUGUAGCUUCACUCUUAACACUGAUGGAUGGUAUUGGUUCAGAGGGAAGUGAAGGACAGGUGUUGGUUCUUGGGGCCACAAAUCGUCCCCAUGCUUUGGAUGCUGCACUCCGAAGACCUGGACGGUUUGAUAAAGAAAUUGAGAUUGGAGUUCCGAAUGCACAAGACCGGCUAGAUAUCCUCCAGAAACUGCUUCGAAGGGUGCCCCAUUUGCUCACUGAAGCUGAACUGCUACAGCUGGCAAAUAAUGCUCAUGGAUACGUUGGAGCAGACUUGAAAGCCUUGUGUAAUGAAGCAGGUCUUCAUGCCUUGAGGAGAGUCUUGAGGAAACACCCUAACCUCCCUGACAGUAAGAUGGCUGGGUUGGUGAAGAUUACUCUGAAAGAUUUCUUGCAGGGGAUGAAUGACAUCAGGCCCAGUGCCAUGAGGGAGGUAGCAAUUGAUGUCCCAAAUGUAUCCUGGUCAGAUAUAGGAGGACUGGGAAAUAUCAAACUGAAGCUGAAACAGGCUGUGGAAUGGCCCUUGAAACAUCCAGAGUCUUUCACCCAAAUGGGUAUUCAGCCACCUAAAGGAGUUCUUUUGUAUGGGCCUCCUGGAUGCUCUAAAACAAUGAUUGCAAAGGCUUUGGCCAAUGAGAGUGGGCUGAAUUUCCUAGCUGUAAAGGGGGCUGAAUUAAUGAACAAAUAUGUUGGUGAAUCUGAAAGAGCAGUUAGAGAGAUCUUCCGAAAAGCGAGAGCAGUGGCUCCUUCCAUCAUUUUCUUUGAUGAACUUGAUGCCUUAGCAGUUGAAAGGGGCAGUUCAUCAGGUGCUGGGAAUGUAGCCGAUCGUGUUUUGGCUCAGCUCUUGACAGAAAUGGAUGGCAUUGAACAGUUAAAGGAUGUGACAAUCCUGGCAGCUACUAACCGUCCAGAUAGGAUAGACAAGAAUUUAUCAUCAACCCUGACCAGCCAUUUCAGUUUUGUCUUAAUUGUUGCAAAUACUCGUCAAGGGACUUUGGAUGGAUCCCUGCAAAUUAAUCACUCCUGCUGAGAAAACAGUUCAUUGCAUGUGAAUUUGUACAGUGAGUUAUUAACAUAAUGCUCAUAUUUAAAGUUCUGCCUGUAUCUUUUCUGACAUUUUCUAUCUUGCUUUUAUCCACAUAACUUCUAGAGAAACCCUUAAAAACCAAAAAAAGACAAUAAUAAUUAAGUGUUAAUAAUGAAUAAAGGACUUUGGUGUGAUGAUGAUAUCAUUUUAUUCAUUACUAUUUACCAAUAAAACUGAUAAUUAGAAUUAACCAUCCUUUCAAUUUAUAUAUACAUAAAUUAUUUUUCUUAUUAUGUGUGCUGUCAUCAUAUACAGGACCUAAACAUGUCCCUCAGGCAAGACUAAAUAAGUCUUGGUGAGUGAGGAUUGUUACUGCUGUCAAAUUCAAGAUACUUUGUUCUGUAACCUUGUCUAAAUAGACUAUUUUAAUUGAGUCAAAUUCCACAGGCCUUUUUGUAUCCCCUUGGAGCAUAAUAACCUUUUUCCUUCUAAGUUCUUAAAAGAUGAGUAUAUUCAAGGCUGACUGUUUACAAAACUUUUUAGGGGGCAAAUUUAGCUUUUUACUUUAAACUGGCUUUGUCACUCUCAGGGAUACCAUCACCCCAUAUUUUUCAUUUCUGACCGAGGGGCCAAUGUACUCUUUCAAUUUCCUACUUGUUUUUUGUUGUUUUGUUGCCUCACUCGUGUCCGCACAGCACCCUCUUUUUCUAGUCUGUAUAUUCAAAACUUACUUGUUUUAGUGUCUAGGGUAAUAUUUAGAUAAUCAGGUAAAUAGUUCCUCAGGAUAUGCUGAUAGGAAAGAGGUAGAUUUGCUCUGGGAUACAUAUAUUUGAUUUAAGUAUCCUCCUCUUAACAUAAUACUGCUACUUUUGAUGUUUAAUGCAAUAAUAGCUAAUGAAGAAAAAUACCAGAAAGAAAGAUUUUUGAUAUUGUAUUGGUAAACUGUUCUUUCUAUACAUAGGGCUAUCUCCUUGUAUUUAUAUUCAUCUGCUUUAAUGAAUAUAGUAUAAAGCUGUUAUUUUGGCCAUGUUAUAUUUUUUCAAUUACACACUUGUUAGACAACAUAUUCAUUGUGGGUAGUGUUUUGAAAUACACCUCUGCUCUUCACCCAGAUGUGUCCUACAUGCAAUGUCGAAAUCUGCUUUGCAUGCCUCAGAUUUAAAAUAGUCAUUCCUAUUGUUUUAUCAUAUAUAUUUUACUUUCUGAAAAUUGACCUCUUUAUUUUUUUAUUUUAUUUUUUUGCAGUUAAGUCUCUUGUCAGAGGAACUUUUAUUUCUUUUUCAGGAGGCAGUUGCCUUGGAAAAUCCCUUUACUUGAGUUUGAAAAUGGAAAACUGACAUUUUUAAUUGCAAAAGUUGUUUGAAAUAUCUAAAAUAACUAUUGCUAUAAAAUGUAUUCAUGUAUAUAAAGACUAGAGGAUAAUAUUCA